Molecule: messenger RNA, 2217 nt
Organism: Fonsecaea erecta
Lineage: Eukaryota; Fungi; Ascomycota; Eurotiomycetes; Chaetothyriales; Herpotrichiellaceae
Exons: 2
Coding region: 1-2217 (738 amino acids)
Biological process (GO): intra-Golgi vesicle-mediated transport
Cellular component (GO): COG complex
Source: RefSeq, a predicted model, not a curated record
AUGGCUACACCCUUCCUCACCAGCCUCGAUGGCCUCACCUCAGCCAGCGGCCUCGACAGUCCCAUCACCCCCGGUGGUGUCGGUGCUGAUGGUCUCCCUUCGUCCAAACGUUCCACCGCCCUAACCGCAAAACUCACCAGUGUCCUCUCAGCCUCCUACGCCGACUAUGAGACUCGCGACGCACUGCGGCUCCUCGACGAGCGAGGAGUUCAUAAUGACGAGGAGACGAGGAGGGACCUGAAAGCCAACGCACAGAAGGAGGUUAUUGAUUGCAAUGCGCAGAUCGUGGAUGAUUUCGGUGUGGUUGCGGAGCAACUCAAACGUGUCGGGGCCUUGCUCGCAACCCUCAACACCACCUGCGACUCAAUGCGUACACAUAUACUCGCCGCGAAACAAGAGUCGGCACCCACGCUUGAAGAGUUCUCCACCCUCAUGACGCGCAAACGGGAUACCGAAAUGAAAGAGUCGCUCUUGACUGCGUUCACAAACCACUUCCUCAUCUCCAAUCAAGAUCUGAACAUCCUGACCAGCUCCGCGGAGCCGCUUGACGACCGCUUCUUCACAGUCCUGGCGAGAUGCAAGCAAAUCCACAAGGACUGCGAAUUUCUGCUGGGAUACAACUCCUCCCCGACGGGCGAGGAGGCCUCGUCCCGGUUGGGGCUGGAGUUGCUCGAACAGACAACGCGGAACUUGGACGCGGCUUUCAAAAAGCUCUACAACUGGAUCCAACGAGAGUUCAAGACACUCGACCUCGAGGACCCCAAUAUCAGCGGCUCAAUCCGUCGCGCAUUGAGGGUGCUUAGCGAGAGACCGAGCUUGUUCCAGAACUGUCUCGACUUCUUCGCUGAAGCGAGACGAACCACGUUGUCCGAGGCGUUCCAUGAAGCCUUGACCGGCUCGGGUCACGGAGGAGUUGCGACGAAAGCAAUCGAGUUUUCUACUCACGAACCUUUACGGUAUAUUGGUGAUAUGCUGGCGUGGGUGCAUUCCGCCGCUGUGUCGGAGAAGGAAGCCCUGGAGGGGCUCUUCGUAUCUGAUGCGGAAGAAAUCUCGCGGGGCCUCAGUGCCGGGAAGGCGAGCGAACCAUGGGCGCGAAUUAGCAGUGGACGGCAAAGAAGCGUGUCAUCUACGUCCAGCACAGAUGCGGAGAAAGAAGACGACGAGCAGCCGGUCUUCGAUGGCCGCAAAGCGCUGUCUGAGCUCAUCUCUCGUAAUCUAUCCCUGGUCUGUCAAACCUUGCAAUCACGGAUCGACGUCGCUGUGCGCGCUUCGGGCGAUCCGGUACUCAUGUUCAAGACCUUCAACCUCCUGGACUUCUAUCGCGGAAUCUUCUCCAAGCUACUCGGCCAGGACUCAUCUCUUGCCAUGCUCAUCCAGUCUCUGCAAUCCUCGACGCUGGCGCAGUUUGAAAAGACGAUGGAAGAAGAAACCACCGUCGCCAUCGCAAGCAUGAACUCGGAGCCUCCGCGCGACCUCACGCCACCUGUGUUCCUGGCCACGGCGUUGACGCAGUUCACCGACGUGUGUCGGGCUAGGGGUCCACAAAUGAGUGAACUGGAACUGGAACGGCUCUUUGCGUCGAUGUUGAGCGGGAUAUUGGCCGCGUGCGCCGAAUCUGCAAUUAAUAUCGCCGACGUGCGAAGGGGGAGCAUCUACAGGAUCAACUACAUGACCGCAUUGAAAGCAACACUGGCAAAUGUGUCGGCGCACGUCCCCACUGCACGGAUACCACUGGAGAAAGCAGCCAGAGAGAUCCAGAUGGUGAGAGACGAACUGGUGGAAUUUGUCACUUCGACAUUCCUAGAGUUCUCCGGUGUCGCAGAGCUCAUGCAGGAGAUCGAUUCACGCAGGAGUCAAGGCUCCAAGGCACGCAGGGAGUGGCUUGUCCAGAACCUCGACGAGGCCGCACAACGGCUGGACGCUUUCCUGUCUACGGCGCUUAUGGACGCGCAGGAAGCAAUGAAACCUCUGUUCGAUCGCACAUUGGCCCAGGAUGUGGUGGCCGAAGCUGUGGAGAGGUUCUGCUCCGAGUACGAUGACUUGGAGGGCAUGUUGGAGACCAUCGCUGCCGAGACUUCUGUGUCAGUGGAAGAGGGCGACGGCGGUGAUGAUGGCGGGUCUGAGGACCAAAGGGAAAAGAGCGCCAAUUGUCUGCUGGGGUCGCUGAGAGAAUCGUAUCCCAGGACUGGCGCCGAGGUACGCGCCCUUCUGACAUGA